Schistocerca americana (American grasshopper) is the source of this 2121-nucleotide messenger RNA. RefSeq names its product protein bric-a-brac 1-like. Bases 214 to 1599 code for a protein of 461 amino acids. Gene Ontology annotation, cellular component: nucleus. NCBI's taxonomy places the organism in Eukaryota, Metazoa, Arthropoda, Insecta, Orthoptera, Acrididae. The record is from RefSeq and is a predicted model, not a curated record. Gene Ontology annotation, biological process: regulation of transcription by RNA polymerase II. Gene Ontology annotation, molecular function: protein binding; DNA binding. The transcript has 6 exons.
AUCACCACCGUACCGUUUUAUGGGUCACUUGUUUAUCGUUGUAGAUCUAUGUAAUACCAAAAAGGAGAAACUGCAGUUUUUAGCGUUAUUAGUGUGUGGUAUUUGAAGUUGCGGUUAGUACGUGAAAUUCUUUGGUAGAAUCUUCGCAAGUGAUUGUCUAUACUGGCCCUGUCCCUGUCAUCACUGACCGCGUAGCUGGAGGCUUUCAGUAUCAUGCUUGCAUCUCAGCAGUUUUGUGUGAAGUGGAAUAGUUAUACCACUAACUUGCAAAAUGUGUUCCCACGACUUCUUUCCUCGGAACACUUUGUCGACCUCACUCUUGCGUGUGAAGGUCGAAUGAUAAAGUGUCACAAAGUCGUGCUGUCAGCAUGCAGCACAUAUUUUGAAAAGAUGCUUGUGAACAAUCCGUGUCAACAUCCAAUCAUAUUCAUGAAGGACAUGAAACACUGGGAGGUGCAGGCACUUGUUGAUUUUAUGUACAAGGGGGAGGUGAAUGUGAGUCAGGAUGAAUUGAAUUCACUAUUGGAGGCAGCCGAAGCAUUGCAGAUACGGGGGCUGUGUGGGUCUGAUCAGUCAACUUCAACAGCAGCAGCUGUGCCUCGUUCCAAUCCUCCCCAGGAUUCUGGGUCUGUGUCAACUGCAACACCAAGUGACCGGGACUCACCACCAGCAAAGAGGCCUCGUAGGUCGGCGGAUGAGGAUGACAGUGGAGGAACUGGUCCAGUGCUAGACAGUGGACUGACAGAGAGAGAAAGGAGUAGCAAUGGUGCUGCUGUGUGUGAGAAGAAGGACAUAAAACAAGACAUAAAGCAAGAGCCAGACACGGACGAUAACUUUGCAGAAACAGAAGUUGAUGAUGAGAGACAAGAUGAUCAUUACGCCAAUCAUGAACCUCAGGAUGAUUCGGACAGCAAAGACCCUCCACCAUCUCCUCUGGAUGUACCUGGUCCAUCAGGGCAGUCCAUCAUUUCUUCUCACCAUGCGGUCAACAGUGAAAAAUCAACAACAGAUCUGGGUUCAGCACUAGCACUGCAGAAUGUGAUGUGUGUCCUGAAGCCACAGCAACAGGCUCAAAUGCAGCAAUCUAUGCCACAGUUUGCAGCCAUAUUGCCAGCACCCAGUGGGAACAGCAGUCUCAGCAACAGUGCUGACAGUAAGGAUAUUAGUCACAUUUCAGCUGCAUUACAGCAUUCUACUCCCACAGUGCGAGUUCGCCGUUCAGAAGAAGAACUGCAAAAGGCAGCGGAGUGUGUGCAGAAAGGGAUGACCUUCCAGAAUGUUUCAGACAUAUUUAAUAUUCCAAUCUCGACAAUACGUUUCUACAUGGCACGGCGAGGCAUACUUCCACAGAGACGGCGGGGCCGUGUUUCAAAUUCUGGAGCUACGCCAGUUGCCUCGGCACAUGCACAGCCACCUUCGUACAUGCUAUUGCACUACAAACUGCCUGAUAUGGGCCAAGGUCAACAGCAGUUGCCGGCUCCUGGCCAGGUCCAUAUUCAGCAGCAACAGCAACAACAACAGCAGCAGCAGCAACAGACAUCUGGAACUGUCACUGUGCCAACAACUGCCUCUGUUGGAUGGAAGACUUCAGAUAAUUGAACCAGAGCACUAUAUUGGUAUGGGCUGGUGAGUCUCACCUGACUUGUAGACAGCCUGACAGCAGACAUGCUAUGAUAUUUAGUUCCCUGUUCAUUUUCAGACUUCAUGCCAUUUGUGACUCGGACAUUGUGUUUUACCACUUAAAAACUGAGAUGUAAGUUCUAUUACAAGCAGCUGUUCACAUAAUUUCUACUUUUUAGAACCAUAUAAGUUAAAAGAAUGUAAUAUUUCUCGAGUUUUGUUUUUGAGUAUGAGAAGAUGUGUUUAAAAUUGAAGAACUGGAGCAUCAUUUUGAGUAGGUUAUACAUUUCGUGCUGUACCGUAAAUAGUAUCACAAGAGACAAAAACAUUGUAGGUUAGUGAAAGAAAUAUUUUAAUGCAGUUUGGAAGAAUUUUUGCUGGUAUAUUCCUGCAUUUUAAUGAACUUAACUGGAAGGGAGGGUAGAUAGGACAGAUUUUUUUUAAUUUUUUCCUCUCUAUGCUGUAUAAUGCUGUAAAUUGUGUUGCGCAUAGAAAAUAUAU